AUGAGUACAGACGAUCGAAGCGGCCAGAUUCUUGGCUCGGCCAUUGCUUUCUUGAUUCCUACUGCUAUCUCUACUGCGUUGCGUGUUUACACGAGGACCAAAAUCCUUCGUAGUCAGGCCGGUCGUGAUGACAUCGCCAUGGUGGGCGCAUUCGCACUAUACCUCACUUACCUAGUCUGCCAACUCAUGGGUGUCGCACACGGAAGCGGCAAGAAGAAAGCUUNNCUGGACGAUGACACUGCACAAACUGGUCUAAUGGUUAGUCCUUCUUGCAUCAUCCUGUCACUACAACGAGCAACAUCACUAAUACUCGCAACCCAAACAGNNUACUGGUUCUUCUGCGAAAUCACCUACACCCUCGCCACCGCAACGCUCAAAAUCAGCAUCGGCCUGUUCUUACUUCGUAUCGCCGUCGACCGCAUGCACAUCUGGAUCAUCCGCUGGAUCAUGAUUUUCAACGUCGUCUUUGCCGUUCCUUAUUGUUUGCUCGUCACUUUCCAAUGCCGACCUAUUUCCUACUGGUGGGAUCUCAAUCCUGAUCAUCAUGGCCAUUGUUUGUCUCCCAAAGUCAUCGUAAUCAACACUUAUAUCAUCUCGGUCUUGAACUCUGUGGCGGACUGGACUUUUGGAAUCUUGCCCUUUNUUAUUGUUAGAAAGUUGCAGAUGAAGAGGCAGACCAAGGUUUUGGUGGCCAGUAUCUUGGGCUUUGCCGCUUUAGGAAGCACAGCAACCAUCAUCCGCACCNCCUUCGUCCACACCCUCAAAGACUUCAAAGGCGAAUUCCUCUACAACACAGCCGACGUCGCCAUCUGGACAACCGUCGAACUCGGCAUCGGCUGCACGGCCGCCAACGCUGCCACUUUACGCCCUCUCCUCUCCCGUUUCCGCAGCNGCCUGGGUGUGCCUUCUACGCAAACCGGCAGCAGACCCCUCGGCAACACUAUCAGCGCCAGAGGAGGCAAACGCAGCAAAAAUCGCAUGGAUAUGGAUGACCAAACCCUAGUAACACUCGACGAACUCCGUGCCGGCGGCGUCGACGGCGGGAAAACUGAAGUGGUGAUUGCGGGAGGGUAUCAGCAUGAAUUACCUCCGUUACCAUCUCCCGGCUUGGGCGCAUGGAAAACCAGGGAAGUGGUGCAGAGUGUAGAGAUCAGGACGAGUUUGAGCGAAGGUUCUGAUGGGGAUAGUAAAGAGGAGGAUGAGAGGAGGAUGAACAGUUUAAGGGGUUGA
Molecule: messenger RNA, 1230 nt
Organism: Aureobasidium vineae
Lineage: Eukaryota; Fungi; Ascomycota; Dothideomycetes; Dothideales; Saccotheciaceae
Source: the annotation of a GenBank genome assembly